AUUAUUUUUUUUAUUGAUCGCGGCGCCACCUAGAAGCUAAAAUUUCAUGAAGAUCCGGCUUAGCCAACCUUCGCCAGUUUAAUUUCUUUUUUGGACACGCCGUGUAUGAAUACGUGUCAAAAUGGGACGACGACCAGCUAGAUGUUAUCGGUACUGUAAAAACAAGCCGUACCCAAAAUCCCGUUUCUGUCGUGGUGUCCCAGACCCCAAGAUCAGAAUUUUCGAUUUGGGAAAGAAGAAAGCCAGUGUUGAAGAUUUCCCACUGUGUGUUCAUCUGGUGUCAGACGAGUAUGAACAGCUUAGCUCUGAAGCUCUAGAAGCAGGGCGUAUUUGCUGCAACAAAUACAUGGUUAAGAAUGCUGGAAAAGAUCAGUUCCAUAUUCGUAUGAGAUUACAUCCUUUCCAUGUCAUCAGAAUCAACAAAAUGUUGUCAUGCGCUGGAGCUGAUAGGCUCCAAACCGGUAUGAGAGGUGCUUUUGGUAAGCCCCAAGGAACAGUAGCUCGUGUAAACAUUGGCCAACCAAUCAUGAGCGUCCGUUCAUCUGACCGUCAUAAGGCAGCAGUUAUUGAAGCUCUCCGUCGUGCCAAGUUCAAGUUCCCAGGACGUCAAAAGAUCUACGUUUCCAAAAAAUGGGGAUUCACCAAGUACGAGCGUGCUGAGUACGAAGAGCUGAAAAACGCUGGCCGUCUUGCCCCAGACGGUUGCAACGUAAAAUAUCUGCCAGAACAUGGACCUCUUUCUGAAUGGAAAAAAUUCCGAGAGAUUUUAGUACCAGUUUAAAGUUAUAAAACUUUGUUAAAUUUCUCAAUAAAUUUUUUCCAACAAUA
Messenger RNA from Cotesia glomerata, 828 nucleotides. It is a transcript of the gene RpL10, whose product is annotated as 60S ribosomal protein L10. The record is from RefSeq and is a predicted model, not a curated record. Gene Ontology annotation, molecular function: structural constituent of ribosome. The transcript has 4 exons. The coding region runs from base 122 to 781 and encodes 219 amino acids. Gene Ontology annotation, cellular component: cytosolic large ribosomal subunit; ribosome. Gene Ontology annotation, biological process: translation; ribosomal large subunit assembly. Lineage: Eukaryota; Metazoa; Arthropoda; Insecta; Hymenoptera; Braconidae.